Molecule: messenger RNA, 361 nt
Organism: Perkinsus marinus ATCC 50983
Lineage: Eukaryota; Perkinsozoa; Perkinsida; Perkinsidae
Exons: 2
Source: RefSeq, a predicted model, not a curated record
UGAGAUCAACGUCUCUGGACGGGGCAGUUAUGCCAACUUGAUCGUAUGCUUCAGUGAGAACGACGUCUCUGGCCGGGGCAAUUAUGCCAACUUGAUCAUAUGCUUCAGUGAGAUCAACGUCUCUGGCCGGGGCAGUUAUGCCAACUUGAUCGUAUGCUUCAGUGAGAUCGACGUCUCUGGCCGGGGCAAUUAUGCCAACUUGAUCAUAUGCUUCAGUGAGAUCGACGUCUCUGGCCGGGGCAAUUAUGCCAACUUGAUCAUAUGCUUCAGUGAGAUCAACGUCUCUAGACGGGGCAAUUUUGCCAACUUGAUCGUACGCCUCUGUGAAAUCAAGGUCCCUUGGUAUCCCCAAAUCGAGUGA